Messenger RNA from Racocetra persica, 304 nucleotides. The record is from the annotation of a GenBank genome assembly. NCBI's taxonomy places the organism in Eukaryota, Fungi, Glomeromycota, Glomeromycetes, Diversisporales, Gigasporaceae.
AUGAGCCUUGUCAAAAAAGCAAUUAUAUUGCAAGGUGAUAAUAAAAAUGAUUAUGAGUUAGAUAUUUUUUUAAAAAGUUAUAUUGAAAAAAAACACUUGAACCUAAAAAAAAAAACACAGAAAGGAGAAUUAAGAAUGACUAAAGAAUAUCAGAUCUUAGCUAUACAAGUUGAUAACAAACUAGUUGCUAUUAAAAAUAUUGCAGAUUCUGCAUAUUAUAUUGAAAAGAAGCUCUAUACAAAACUGUAUCAAAGGAGAACAAGAGAACUAUCAAACAAAGAAAAAAUAAAAAUCAAAUCAAAAA